CACGUCCUCUGCUGAUAUUUGCUUUGUGCUUGUGCUGGAGCCCAGCCUCUCCCUCUCUGACUCGAAGGCCAGAAAAGCGAUUAGGGAACGUGCCUCUGUGCAACAAGUACACAAUGAGGGAAUCCCUGCUCCCACUCGAAAUCUCCAUUGAGAUACAUCAACCUUCCUUGAGUAACGACACAUUCCUCAGCCCCACGAUUUGCCCUUUGCAUCUGCACACACAUCCCUGCUAAGCAGGGAACAACAAACACCAAAGCUCACAUUUGAGGGGACGCCUUCUGAACCCCUUCCUUGCUACACCACAGGGAGCAGCCCCAACCCCCAGGGCAGCGCGAGGCGCGCAGCGCAGCGACGGAGGAGGAGCCGCCCGGGCAGGUGUGCCUGCAGCCAACACCGGGUCACUGAGAGCCCCACGGAGAACUGAGAGGAUGAUGAUGGAGCCGCUGGAGACCAACGGCAGCUGCAGCAACGGGUCUCUGCUCUCCAUUUCAUGCGUUUCCCAUCGAGUUGUGUGCCAGGUGGUCAGAGGUGCUGAUCUGGCUGACCUUGGCCAUGACAAUGGGACUGGGGAUACCUCCUGGGUAACACGGCUGGAAAGUAACUAUGGAUUCUACAUUGGUCUGGGCUUGGCUGUCUUCUCCAGUUUCCUCAUUGGCAGCAGCAUCAUCCUCAAGAAGAAGGGGCUGCUCCGGCUGGUGGAGAAGGGAGGCACCAGGGCAGGAGAUGGAGGUCAUGGCUACCUGAAGGAUUGGCUCUGGUGGGCUGGCUUGUUAACGAUGGGUGGAGGGGAAGCUGCCAACUUUGCGGCCUAUGCCUUUGCUCCUGCGACCAUUGUCACACCUCUGGGGGCCCUCAGCGUGCUCAUAAGUGCCAUCCUGUCUUCGUAUUUGCUGGGAGAGCGGCUCAACUUGCUGGGAAAGCUGGGCUGCAUGCUGAGCCUCGUGGGCAGCACCGUGAUGGUGAUACAUGCGCCAGAGGAAGAGGAGGUCACCACUCUGGAUGAAAUGUUAUUUAAGCUAAAAGAGCCAGGUUUUCUUGCUUAUGCUGCAGUCCUUUUGGCUGUCUGCUUCCUCCUCAUCUUGUACCUCGCACCUCGCUACGGCCGGAGCAACAUCCUCAUCUACCUCACCAUCUGCUCUGUUAUCGGAGCCUUCUCCGUGUCCUCGGUCAAGGGCCUGGGCAUUGCCAUCAAGGGCUUCUUUGCUGGCCAGCCUGUGCUGCAGCACCCACUGACGUGGAUCCUGGUCAUCACGCUGGUAGCAUCCAUCACUACACAAAUUAACUACCUCAAUAAGUCUCUAGACAUUUUUAACACCUCUUUGGUGUUUCCCAUCUACUACGUUCUGUUCACCACCAUUGUCAUCACAACUUCCAUCAUUCUCUUUAAAGAAUGGGUGGCCAUGACUGUAGUGGACAUCAUUGGGACAGUUUGCGGCUUCCUCACCAUCAUUUUGGGAGUGUUUUUACUCCAUGCCUUCAAAGACAUGGAUGUCAAUUUAGGGAAUCUGCCACAGGUCCUCCAGAAUGAACAGGAGGCACCGGUCACCCGAGAUGACAAGAACAUCUUGAUAGAAGUGGACAACUCCAGCAUUGCUCCGGAGGAUAAACCCAAAGCACUUGCAUGAACUCUAAAAUAUAGAACAAUAUCUCAAACGAAGGAAAAAAAUGAGGACUGAAUGGCGUACUCCUGCUAUUCACAUUCUGCUUAUCCACAUUUAAUUAUUCUGCAACUUUGGAUGAAGAAUAUUGGUAAAUACGGUGAAUUUUGGAAGAAGUGUCAGGACCCAAGCCAUAAAGUGUUUAUAUGGGACUGUGGCAGAUAAAUCAUUUUACGCUUUUGUUUGUGAGGUACAGGAGCUUCCCAGCAGCACAGUGUUAAUUAGUUUUCUGCAACUUUUUUUUUUUUUUUUUUUCCAUUAGAAACUGCAGUGCCCAGGCUGCAGUGUUGCUGUUAGUGAAGCCAGACCUUACACAAGCAAGCAAGGGGCAGCCCCUGCUCAAGCUUGAAAACUUCAGCAGGGUAAACCCCCAUCAGGAGAACUAACAAUUUCUGUAACACUUCUUGGUGAUUGAUGAAAAAUGCUUUCAGCCUGAAAGAUCAAGCAGGUGAAUGUUUUAAAGAUGUUUUUCUUAGCAGGUGUCGUGAUCUUGCAGCUCACCUUCAGAAUUCCCUUGUAUUUGGAUCAUGGGUGGGGAUGCAAGGAUGGGAGCCCAUUUGGGCACAGCAAAGCCUGACCCACCUCUGCCAAGCUUACUUGGUCCAGAGUUACUUACCCUGAACCAUGGCAUGUACCUGUGCAGACCCAGUUUUAUGUUGUUGGGAUAUUAGGUUAGGGUAGGGAAGAUGAUGCAGUCUCUUAUUCUAAUAACAUUUCAUUUACCUUUUUUUUUUUUUUUUUCCUUGAAUGUGGAAAGGGAAAUAAAAGCUUUUUCUAAAAACCUUUGAAGGUGGAUCUGAAAGAUUUCAAUGACUUCGCUGAUUUUGCAGAAGGAAACCAGCGCCCUCAUUUGGUUUUGCAGGAAAUAAUCCUAGUAAUUCACUUGCUUUAAUUUUGGCAUCCUAAUUGGUAUAAUGCUUUACACUUUUUAUAAAUAGAUUGCAAACAGGUCUCAUCCUUCCCAGUGCCUAGGACUACAUUUAAGGAAAACAAUUCCUCCAGAAAUCCUGCUCCCUCUGCACAAAAGGCACAUUCAGAAAGACUGAACUGCUGUAGUGAAAUAUCACAGCGACACAACACUUGUUAAAGACAACCUGACCAGUUUAUUAAAAACUAGGCAAAAGGCACAAUGAA
Messenger RNA from Meleagris gallopavo (turkey), 2792 nucleotides. RefSeq names its product NIPA like domain containing 4 (gene NIPAL4). Lineage: Eukaryota; Metazoa; Chordata; Aves; Galliformes; Phasianidae. Gene Ontology annotation, molecular function: magnesium ion transmembrane transporter activity. Gene Ontology annotation, biological process: magnesium ion transport. The record is from RefSeq and is a predicted model, not a curated record. Gene Ontology annotation, cellular component: membrane.